AUGGAAACCACAGCAAUGGAAUCGGCGGAUGUUUGUCUCGGUGAUUUCAGCCACAACAAGAUGAUGAUGGCUCUUGUGGAACACUACGGCUCGAUACCCGAUCGAGACCUUGCUGUAUCAUGGUUCUCGACCUCGGAAGACCUGAACUGCGCACCCGUUCGCGCCACCCCUUACCCCUCCGUUGUCGAUCAAUGGUCAUACCAAGAGCGAGCUUUCGGUCUUGACGCUGGAGAUAUCUUCGAUACUCAGAUCCUCGAUAUUGACACUUACGCUACCCCCGAAAGAGAAACUCCCAUGGCUUGUCCUACAAAUGGAAACACCCAAGCCCAAUCUCAGGGCUUGGUACCCGAGAUCUGUCUUAUUCCCGACUCCCGCUCGGGCGUCAGCACCCCUGAGCCACUGCUGACGUUCAACAUGUCCACGCCAAGCGAUAUCGACUCGUUUCUCAGCAGCUCUAACUUGACAGCAUUCGAUGAAGCAGCGAGCCUUUUUUCCGAGAGUCAUUUGUACUUUCAUGGCCCUGCCACGCCAGUGUCGCUAACAUCAUCCUAUCAUCGUCAAGAUGAAUCGACAAUGACGGUUCAAGAACAACCCGUCAUCGAGUAUAACACACCGUCGGGCUUUUUACAAGACUUUGAUGAUGCGUUCGCAGAACCUGAGACAUGUCAGCCUCCGGGGAUGACAAUGCAUGACCGGGUUGAGGUUCCCCCAGCCCCGGAGGCAGCCCUAGAGCCAGCUCCUUCUGCUUCCUCAGGUCCUAUUACAAAAAAUUGGGAGCUCCCUCCGCGUAUCCAACGAAGAAAGAAGGUCAAGCCUCAAAGCAACAAUGGAGUCUCAAAACCCAAACCCGAGCCAACUUGUGAAGGGAGCAAAUCAAGAACUAAACGACGAGGUCCGUAUACUGACGAGAGUAUGAGACUCAACACCGCUCUCACUCGUGUCCUCAAGUCGUGCAUCAGGUGUAGGAUGAACAGGGGUCGUUGCAAUCCCGACCCAUCGGAUCCUAACGGACCGUGUCUCACCUGCAAACGCAUUACCGGCCCAACCCUCUGCAAGAUGCCCUGCUACCGAUACAUCGUCACCGACGCUUCUCUUUACCGCGAGCAGAAACACCCCUCCUUUUCGCAUCGAUGGCAGAGCAUGGACAUCAUCGACAUCCCCGCUAGCGACUGGGAAUCCUCGGACAUCCGUACGAUCGUAGUAUCGCCGGUCCAUGUCGAUGCUCCUUUCGAGUUCCGCGUCCGAAAGUUCAAUCCCGCAGAAGGCGAUGUGGUUCAUGAAAUGUGGAAGACGCCCCAAGGCAUGAAACAGGUCGCUCUACCGCGAUACGCACUGGCAGAGAUGCACGAAGCAGGCGAGACCCUGAAGGCCUACAUUGAAACGAGCGUGUCCAAGUUCAUCGUGGCGACGGUUGGGCAUUUGGAUACCGUCUUCUGGGAGACGUACGGGAUGGCCUUUCGACAUAUCAACGAGGCUAAUACCGGACAAGAACGCAGCCUCAUGUCCAACGUCUUCCGUCUCUGGGUCGUCUGCCGCCUAACCAGCAACCCCGUCUUCAUCUGCGGCCCAGAAACACUCGGCGGCACUCCCAUCACCGAACCGGAGAGCAAGUACUACGGCCGCGUACCGAUGCCCAAGAUCAUGACGGCCCAGUUUGAGUGCAUCGAAUACACGAAUUUCCUGCGCCCCUGGAGCAAGGCCGUGCUGAAGCAGCUGAAUGACCUGGUCCUAGCCAAGAAGAGGGAGUACUGGUUCACCAUCUACCUAGCGCUCUUUGUGUUAUUGCAUAGUUGCUCGAUGGUGACAAGACGGGACGCGGAGACGGCUAGGAAGUGGGGGAUGAGGACCGAGUAUGCAAAUCCCGAGAGCAUCAAAGCUCACCAUGCCGGAGCCCAGACGAUGCUCGCGCAUUUCCACUUCAUCAAUAAGGGCGUGUUGCCGUUCAACAUCCCCCACGAUGAGGCGGGAAGGCAGGAGCUUUCGAAGGCGGCUCGUUUGAGCGACGAACAGCUGGAUUUUGUGUGGAGGACAGGAGAUAUGAUCAGGGAUCCUGCACGAGUCGCACGCAUGAAACACGUUCGCGAAAGGUUCGAUGUUGGGGAUGAUUUCUACUGGGUAUCCAUGCUGUACGAUCGGGAGUGGAAGCCUUUGGGGAAUGACUGA
This is a messenger RNA of Neurospora tetraspora, 2163 nucleotides long. RefSeq lists its product as uncharacterized. The coding region runs from base 1 to 2163 and encodes 720 amino acids. The transcript is spliced from 6 exons. Gene Ontology annotation, biological process: regulation of DNA-templated transcription. Lineage: Eukaryota; Fungi; Ascomycota; Sordariomycetes; Sordariales; Sordariaceae. Gene Ontology annotation, molecular function: zinc ion binding; DNA-binding transcription factor activity, RNA polymerase II-specific. The record is from RefSeq and is a predicted model, not a curated record.